AUGAACACGAAGUUGAAAGUACCACUCUGUAUGAAGUGUCUCUAUAGGGAUGCAGAAUACUUUUGCAAAACAUGUAAACUUGAUCUCUGUACCUCUUGCAAGGAAAAUCAUGUUAUUGAUCUCAAUACUAAGGAACAUGAUGUAGUCAUUGAUAGAUUAAAGUACGGGGAUUUUACGGUACCCGAAUCUUGCAAAAAGCACGCAGAUAAGUUCUACCACAAGUGGUGUGACCAGUGUGAUACCCCAUUUUGCAAUUCGUGUAAUGACCACAGCAGCCACAAAUUAUCUUCUAUUGGAAAGAUUUACGACAAGAUGUGGAGGGAACACGAAAACCAAAUAGUGAACAUUAGAAGCGAGAUUCUACUCAACAAUUGUGCUCUUUUGAGGGGAAUCAAAUCUGACAUAGAGCAAAGUGAGUGCACUAAGCUAAAAACACAAUACCGAUUAUCUAUGGAGAAUAAAGCCUUAAAAAUGAAAUGUGUAAUAGACUGUGUGCUUAUGGAGAUGACAGUUGUACGAAAAUUAAAACAAUACAUGAAAGCAAAGUUACAUACUGAAACUAAAGCCGUGAAAAGACAUAUUAAUACCUUACAAUAUUUAGUAGGCAAUAGCGAAUGUCCUGUUGUGGCACCUGUCCAGUUUCUCUUAGUUUUCAAGAAAGCUCCUCUUUCUGAAAAGAUGAACAUACCCAAGAACUGUUCAAAACUUCCGCUAUUAUCUUUGAGUCAAGGAAUCAAUAAAGAGCUAGUUGUCAGUUUUUUAAGUGAAAUCGACGUCUUAGAGAAUCGGAAAAGGAAAGUAAGGAAAAAGCAUUUGCUGAAACAGAUUCCAACUGAAUUUUUAAAAUUUAUUCAACAAUCAGUCAUCAACAGAACCUAUCAUAUUUCCUGUGUUACGUCAGAGACCUUCUGGAUUAGUGAUUAUUAUAAACACCUUGUCUUACUGAACCUAGAAGGUAAACCUCUGCACCAACUAAAUGAUAUGAAAGCAUAUGGAGAUGGAGUUUAUACAGUUACAAGUCUUGGUGAACUGAUUUAUGUAGAUAAUAAUGAUAACAUCUGCAAAAUAUCACAGGAAACUGAAACUUACAACCGGAUGAUUCUCAUAAAGAGAAUAAAAGAAUGGGAACCUCUUUGCAUCCACUUCUCCUCUUCAUAUGAAGAGCUGUUAGUUGGUAUGGGAAGUCGUGAAACUCAGACUGCCAUGGUUAAUCGCUAUACCAGUUUAGGUCAAAAAAUCCAAACCAUUAAAGGCAACAACUAUAGUCAAUCCUUGUAUAUAAAACCAAUAUACAUAACAGAGAAGUAG
This is a messenger RNA of Saccostrea echinata, 1308 nucleotides long. RefSeq lists its product as uncharacterized. Gene Ontology annotation, molecular function: zinc ion binding. Lineage: Eukaryota; Metazoa; Mollusca; Bivalvia; Ostreida; Ostreidae. The transcript has a single exon. The record is from RefSeq and is a predicted model, not a curated record. Bases 1 to 1308 code for a protein of 435 amino acids.